This is a messenger RNA of Fundulus heteroclitus (mummichog), 2698 nucleotides long. Its product is annotated as oocyte zinc finger protein XlCOF6. The coding region runs from base 96 to 1847 and encodes 583 amino acids. Gene Ontology annotation, cellular component: nucleus. Gene Ontology annotation, molecular function: DNA-binding transcription factor activity, RNA polymerase II-specific; RNA polymerase II transcription regulatory region sequence-specific DNA binding. Lineage: Eukaryota; Metazoa; Chordata; Actinopteri; Cyprinodontiformes; Fundulidae. The record is from RefSeq and is a predicted model, not a curated record. The transcript is spliced from 5 exons. Gene Ontology annotation, biological process: regulation of transcription by RNA polymerase II.
AGAAGACGCAGUAGUAGAAGAAGAAGAAGAACCCCUUCUCAAACAAACUAAACUUUUUGGAUGUGUUUAAAUCAAACUGUUAGAAAUUCCUGAGCAUGUUCAGUCUGGAGAGGUUUGAGACGCACGUCCACGCUCUCAUGGAGGCUCUGGUGGAGGCGGCGGUGACGGAGGUCCGCAGGCUCCUCCUGACCGACUGCUGGAGGACCGGGGUGUCCGCUCAGGAGCUCCCAGCCGGCGGGGAGAACGGAGAGGACGGGGGGCAAGCUGUCGGUCGCAUAACGGAUCAGUUCGUGUCGCUCAUGAAAGUUUGCAUCAGCGACGUCCUGCAGAAAACCACCUCCAUGGUGAAAGCGUCCAUGUGUCCGGAGGACGGGAAAACCUCCCGGCACGCAACAAAACCGGCAGCCAGGAAACGCAGCGUAAGGAAGGGACUCCAGCCUGCGGUGACCAACCACAUCGACCAUUUAUACUGCAGAGAAGAGCCGCAGAGCGAGGAGCCAGGAGAAGCGGCGGCUGCGUCUGAAUCAGAGACAGAACCUGUCAUGGUCUGCUCGCCACCUGAAGCGUCAUGUGAGGAAGUAAAAUCUGAACCUUCACCUACUCCUGAUGCCGUUCCGCUCAACCCGACUCCUGGGUUGGCUUCCGGCGUCGCAGAGGUAAACAGCGUCCAGGCGGAUCCCAAACCCUCGGAAACCUCCAUAAAAAAAGCAAAAUCGUUUCAGUGCCCUUCGUGCGAGAAAACCUUUGCGAAGAAGUGCUUAAUGGAGAGGCACAACCUGAACCACACCAAACCUCACAGUUGUUCUCACUGCGGGAAGCGUUUCGCAACCCUCCGCGCUCUCAUCCCCCACACAAGGAAACACACGGGGGAAAAGCUCUACGGCUGUGCGGACUGCGGGAUCCACUUUGCCUACAAGUAUACCUUUGACAGACACAUGCGGAGCCACACCCAGACGAAGCUGAAAACAUUCACGCACACGUGCCCGCUGUGCGAGGCCCAGUUCACAACUAUGUUUCUGUUCCAGCGACACAAGUGCGCCGCUCUGCAGAGGAUGUUUGUCUGCCCCGUCUGCCCAGAGACGUUUCAGUGCCGACGCAGUUUGGCCGAUCAUGAGUUACUCCACUCUGGGAACAGGGACUUUGUUUGUGAAAUGUGCGGCGAGAGGUUCAUCUCGUUCUCGUCUCUGGCCACCCACAGAGUCAUCCACUUUCAGGGGGAAAACUGCUGCGACGAGUCGGCCCGUUGCAACGCCAACGCCCCGAACAACCACGGCAGAAAGAAACUCCUCAGCUGCGACGUCUGCGGGAAGGCGCUGAGCCACCAGAGCGCGCUGAAGCACCACAUGCUCAAGCACACGGGCGAGAAAGACCACGUCUGCGAGACCUGCGGCAAACGCUGCGGGCACGCCAGCGCGCUGCAGAACCACAUGAGGGUCCACACGGGGAAGAAGCCCAGAGAGACGCCGGUCUGCGGCACGUGCGGCAAAACCUUCGCCUCGGCGUGCAAACUCAAACUCCACAUGAACAUCCACGCCGGGAAGAAACCGUACACCUGCAGCGACUGCGGGAAGGCGUUCAACAGCCCCAGCAACCUCAAGAAUCACACCCUGAUUCACUGCAGCACGAAGACGUUUGGGUGCGACGUCUGCGGCAGGAAGUUCGCUCAGCUCGCCGGCCUCAAGCAGCACAGACAACUCCACGUGGGGAAGACGUUUGGAUGCAAAGUCUGCGGGAAAGGAUUCGUCCUGAAAAGCCAGCUGAGGAAACACGAGAGGGGCCACCUGCCAGAGGAGGCAAGACACGAUGAGCCGACUGAGAAAACCGUUAAAACUACAACUGAUUCAUGAAAAGACCUACAACCUUUACAUAUCUGUGGUGAUUACACCUAAAAAAGGUUAAAGAUGUUUCUCGUUAGAUGUUUUAUUCACUUACUUGUUGGUAAGUGAAUAAAUCCCUGCAGUGCGGGAGAGCUAACCAGCUAAUCAGUCCUCUGCGCUAUUACUAGCCGUACUUCAUCAUUAAUAAUUUUAACAGCAAAAGCUUUAUACACCAAAUGUUUUUCUACACAGAGUUUAGAAAAAUCGGGGUUUAGAAUUUUGUUUUUGGUUUAAAGUUUGGUUCAGUGAGGGGGGAAAAAAAUCAAAUGCUUGGUUUGUUUUUACUAAAUUCAACACGAUUUUAAACCAAAAUAGGUUUUGAAAUAUUCACUCAGUUUGAACAUAACCUAAAAGUGACGGUCCCAAGGUCAAAUAGGAAGGUGAAGGUCAAAAUAAUUUUUUUUCUUUUUAACAGCUUUGCUUGUUUGCCUCCUGUGGUUACUUUUCACCAAAUGCAGAGGAGAAAAUGUGGGUACCUAAGCCAUUACAGGAGGCAGAAAAUUGAAGCUAAUUAACACCUUACUGUAUCUGAUGUUUCUUAAGAAAAGCAAUUAAAAAAGAAAUCUAAUAGGGAAACUUAAAGGCUCCAGAAUAAUGAGGUUUUGGCAGGGAGCCUCAGUCACAAACAAACAAGUUUUUACACUUAAGAUUAAGGAACACUAAUUAAAGUAAGUUUUUUUAGCAGAAGACAAUAACUGACAUCUGUUAGCUUUAGCCAGGAUCUGGUGGCCUUUGGAACACCUUAAAAACAGAAACUGUCCAUUUAAUAAAAUGUCUUAAUGUGUUCAUUAAAAACAGAUUUCCUCCUACGUUUGGAAAGA